Molecule: messenger RNA, 1008 nt
Organism: Camellia sinensis
Lineage: Eukaryota; Viridiplantae; Streptophyta; Magnoliopsida; Ericales; Theaceae
Source: RefSeq, a predicted model, not a curated record
AUGUCGGACAAUCUACCUCAAGAAGUGGUGUUUGAUAUCUUGGCAAGACUACUUGUCAAGUCCCUGUUACAUAUGAGGUGUGUAUGCAAAUCAUGGAACUCUCUAAUCAAUAGUCCAAAUUUCAUCACGUCACACACAAACCAAACUCUUGCAAACAACAACAAUGAAUUAGUACUACUUAGGCACCGCACUGAUGGCAAAGAUCAGUUCACAGUGCAUUGCAAUAACAACACAUUCAAUGAGUGUACAACAUUUGAUUGCCCAUUUACAAACUGGACAAAGUAUUAUUUGAGGGUAGUGGGUUUGUGUGACGGGUUAGUGUUCUUGUCAUCUUAUGAUCAGACUACGAUUUUAUGGAACCCAUCAAUCAAGAGAUGUUUGAAUCUUCCAACACCUCGCAUUACAUAUAAGUCUCACGGUUCUUAUACGUUUAUCCUUGGAUUCGGAUUUGAUUCCUUGACUAACGAUUUUAAGGUGGUGAGACUUGUAUAUUUCCACAAGAACUUUGGUUACAGGCUUCCGGUAGAGGUCGAUGUUUAUAUGCUUAGCAUAGGGACUUGGAGAACUGUUAAUACUGUUGCCCCAUCAUAUAAUUUGAUGCAAUGCGUUUCCCAUGCUUUUGUGAACCGGGCAUGCCGCUGGAUUGGGUUUGAGGCAAUGACGAAGGAAAUAAGGUGCUAUUUGAUACUGUCAUUCAACAUCAGUACUGAAGUGUUUCAUGAGAUAAAGCUCCCGGAUUGUGCUGCUAAUGUGUUCAGACUAAUUGCAUCGGUUGCAGUGUAUGAGGAAUCGAUUUGUUUGUUCCAUUAUGAUAGCGAUUGGGGGUAUCCAAGUAAGGAUUGUGAUAUAUGGGUGAUGACAGAGUAUGGUGUGGUUGAGUCUUGGACUAAAUUGUUCACAAUUGAUUUUGGUAUAAGCAAAGCUGUAGGUUUUAGGAAGAAUGGUGAAUUUUUGGCAGAAGAUAGUGAGGGGAAGUUGGUUACAUAUGAUUUCAAGACGGGCAAAUAG